AUGAUUAAUGCAAAACUUGUCAUGUGUGGAUUGUGUCACAGUUACUAUGCUGAUCCUCGACAGAUCCCUUGUUCACAUUCGUUUUGUUUUGAUUGUAUAUGCGGUCGAUUUAAUGAGGAAACCUUAACAUUAACCUGUCCCAAAUGUGAAAAACUUCAUCAGUACAGUUCAUUCGACGAAUUUCAAAACCGUUGCAUGCGCGAUGGAUUUCUUGCAUCGAUGGUCACUCAAUUCAAAAAAGAUCAAAGUCGCUUAUCCGGACUUGCAUCUCGUCCAUCGUCAACAAUCUCGCACAAUCCGCUGACAGUACCAUCAACACCUGUGCCAUUGACAUCCAAACAAGAACUUCACCCGUUAAAUCAUUCGGUCUCACAAUGUUCGACGCCAUCGAUUACUUCACAACCGGCCACACGAGCACUCAUAGCUAAAUGUCAAUCGUGUAACAUUCGAGGAGAAUUGAUUGUUUGUAGUCAUUGUGACAAUGUUAUUUGCAUAAAAUGCUCCAGUGAACACCGUACUGUUAUUAACGACGAUGUUAAACGUGAAUGGGAUGCGUGUAAAGCUCGAUUUGAAACGAUUAAUGAAAAAUCAAUACGAUUUGAUAAUGAAGCAAUAGAAAUGUACAAUAAAGCACGAAAUUUGCAGACUCUCAUUAGUAAACAAAGUGAUCAACUGAUAAAAACAGUCGAAACUCAAAAGAAUUAUCACAUGGACACCAUUGAAAAACAUCGACAAACAUAUAAACAAUCUUUUAUUCAUGAACAAGUCGUUGACGAAUACGAAUCGAUUGAUAAACGAGUCGGUGAAUUAUUUCAAUCGUCUGAUAUUGAUGCUGACAAGGUGAAUGACUUCCUAUUCGAAAUCGAACAUCUUGAAGAUCGAUUGAAUAAUCUCAAUAAUCUCCUUGAUCGUAAUGAAUUGAAAUUUCCAUUUCUCAGUCUACCCGAGCAAAUCGACAUAUCUUCACUUUUUGGUUCACUUGAGUUCACUGAUGUACAUACUGAUUCUCCAUCAUCUCAAUUGACGGACAGUCAUCGCAACUCUCAAUGUAAAUCUGAAGAUGACGAAUUCGAUGUUAUCAAUUCAUCAAAUCUACCUGAAAACAAAAUAAAAUACGAGCAGUUAUCGUCGAGUCCUCAUUUACAAAAGAAAAAACUCUUUUGGCAAAUCGAAUAUUUCUCCGUACCGUAUUACGUUCGAAUUUUGGGAAAUCAAAUAUUCGUCUGUGAUAAAUAUGGUUCCUUAGCAAUCUACAGACUACAUAAAUCAAAUGAUAUUCGACAAAAACCAAGUUUACAGCGGGAAAUCAAAUUAUUCAAAGAUAAUCCAGGUCCAACCGCGAACGAUGAAGAUCAAACAAUAAUCGACUCAUUCGUGGUUUAUAAAUCAUGGAUCAUUGUCUUCAAACGUAAAAAGAAUGAAUUGCAUGGUACAAUCUAUUGGUUUACGUUCGAUGGGAAAUUGAUUUCCAAUGGUAAAUGUGUGCAUAAUCAUCCUUCACGUGAAUUAACUGUUGAUAUUGGCAAAAACAUUCUUUGGUCGUUGGACCAAAAGCAAUUAGCAUUAUUUUAUUAUAAUUUGCCCGAACUGAAAUCAUUAAAUCCCGAAGAAUGUCUUCAAACCCGUCAUUCACAUGUGCAAUUUUCUAAACCAUUUGCACCGAUACAUAUAUCUGUCAAUCAAAAUGCCUUAGCUGUCUUAGAUAAAAAUCGACAAGCUAUUCACGUUUAUGACAAACGAACCAAACAGGAAAUUUAUGAAUAUGUGAAUGUUCACAAUGAAUCAACGCAUUUUUGUUGGGAUAUGGCGUUAUUUUCCGAUAAUAGCUUACUUAUUAAACUCGAUGAGAUGAGUACAUUGAAAAGCGGACCAUCGAAACAUGUUUAUUACCAACUUGAUGCCAGUCCACAGCAUAAUAUUAUCGGAUUGAUCGAAGAACUCGAUGCAUAUGGAAUGAUGAUAACUCCGACUGACGAAAUUCUCAUUGGUAUACGAGUAAAUACCAAAGGCAUUGUCAAAUGUUAUGUUUAA
This is a messenger RNA of Adineta ricciae, 2031 nucleotides long. The record is from the annotation of a GenBank genome assembly. NCBI's taxonomy places the organism in Eukaryota, Metazoa, Rotifera, Eurotatoria, Adinetida, Adinetidae.